UCUCGUACAACGUCAAUUAAACAACUUCGGAAAAAACUAGAGGACAUUGUAUUGGGUGCACUUAGAUAAGACAUAAAAUAUUCGGACAAAGAAGGAAGUGCUGGUAGAAGUGAGAUUCGGAGGAAGCUUGGUAAUAGAAUAGAAAAAAAAGAUAAAAUAUUCAACAUAAACAUCAGGUUAAAGAAGAAGGAGAAGUGAAAAAAUAAAAUAAAAAAGAACAUGUCAAAAUCGGACGCAGUAGCCAAUGGACUUGCCGGAGCAGGUGGCGGUAUUAUUGCUCAGAUAAUCACUUAUCCUCUUCAAACGGUAAAUACGCGUCAGCAAACAGAGAGACUGGCCAAGAAGAAGAGUAAAAUUAACAAUGACUCUUCCCCUAAACGCCGUGUAUCUGCACCCAGCACGCUUCUUCAAAUCCUUCAGGUCAUUAGAACCGAAGGUUGGGGUGGACUUUAUAGCGGCCUUAGGCCUUCUCUUCUUGGAACUGCUGCUUCUAUGGGCAUUUACUACUAUUUUUAUCAAGUUUUCAAGAACAAAGCUGAGGCCAUUGCUGCUGCCCAUAAAGCUAAAGGACAUGGAGAUGGUACUGUUGGCAUGUUUUCUUGGCUUGUUGUGGCUGCUAUAGCUGGAUCCUUGAACGUUUUACUUACGAACCCCAUAUGGGUUCUCGUGACUCGUAUGCAGACACAUACUCAAGCAGAAAGAAAAAUAACGGAGGGAAAGAAAGAGGCUUUAUUGAGGGAAGCAUCUGAAAGUGGCUCAACUGGCACGACUUUACAGGAGAAAUUGACUGAACUUGAUUCAAUAAAACCUCGUCCUUAUGGAACUUUACAUGCGGCAUGUGAAGUUUAUAAUGAAGCUGGAAUUACUGGAUUUUGGAAAGGAAUUAUCCCUACCCUUAUUAUGGUCUGCAAUCCAUCCAUCCAGUUUAUGAUUUAUGAGACAACCUUGAAACAUUUAAGGGCAAAACGCUCUGGAAGCAAGCAGGGGCAUAAAAAUGUUACUGCUCUGGAGGUUUUCUUACUAGGGGCCUUGGCGAAACUGGGAGCAACUGUCUCAACAUACCCCCUAUUGGUUGUCAAGUCACGGCUUCAAGCAAAGCAGGAGAUUGGUGGAAGUAAUUCAUUGAGAUACUCAGGUACUCUUGAUGCAAUUAUUAAAAUGAUCCGCUAUGAAGGGUUGCGUGGCUUUUACAAGGGGAUGGGCACAAAGAUUGUACAGAGUGUUUUUGCAGCUUCUGUACUUUUCAUGGUUAAGGAGGAGAUUAUUAAGGGUUAUGCAGUACUAGCAGAUAAGAGCAAGAAAGUUCUAGUAAAUUUGCGUAAUUGAUUUGUUCACUAUAUAUAUAUAUAUAUAUAUAUAGGAGGGAUAACUCCGCUGUGGUGGUUGUCCUGCAACGAGGCAACUAUAAGAGGUCAUGGUGGACAUGGAUGCCUCAUGAUUGACCUGUCUAUAACUAAGAUUUGGCUUACAAGCACGUUGAAAUUCUGUAAGCCACUUUAGGAGAAUGUUGCCUUAUGGGUGUUCAAGAUUAAGGAAUAGCCCAAUCAUCAGCAUUGGACAGUGGUUCCUCCUGCAGAAUCGGUCUUGAGUGGUUCCAUCAACAAUGAACACUUUUUGUUUUAAGCUUUUCAUGAAGGAAGCAUCUGGAGAAGAAGAAUAUAUGGAAUCCUGUUGUCUGCUUAGAUAUUAGAAGCAAAGGAUUGUUUGCAGGUCUUGUUUAUUUCUUGUUUUGCUAAACUGGGAUGUGUAAAGUUGUUUUGGCUGUGCUGAAAUGUAAUACAGCUGUUUAUGUUUAUGUUUUUUGCCGGAAAGAAAAUUCAAAGGCAAGACUGGUAUUGGGUAUUGCAAUUGAGCUUUGACCUUAAAUAGAUUCCUACAGCAUCACUUUGUC
Messenger RNA from Ricinus communis (castor bean), 1891 nucleotides. Its product is annotated as peroxisomal nicotinamide adenine dinucleotide carrier. Bases 220 to 1326 code for a protein of 368 amino acids. The record is from RefSeq and is a predicted model, not a curated record. Gene Ontology annotation, biological process: nucleotide transport; transmembrane transport. The transcript is spliced from 11 exons. Lineage: Eukaryota; Viridiplantae; Streptophyta; Magnoliopsida; Malpighiales; Euphorbiaceae.